GUGCGAUCAGUAAAAACAAAUAAUUCAUAUCUUAGUGAUCACGGUGAAUUAGUGACAGAAACCAACAAUUGAGUUAUCUACUGGCGCUUUAAUUUGAUGAUCGUUCUAUAUUUUGAUUCUUCUGUCAGAAAAAUAAUGACAUUUUAAAGAAUUGAAACAUAAAUCAUGAGUGUGUCAACACAAAAACCACAGGCUGUCCUUAAAAUAUUAGAAGAUUUAGAUGGUAUUAAACAGUGGCGAAAGGAACAGUUUCAGUUAUUUCAAGAAAAGCAAAAAUUUCCAAAGCCGUGGGAGAAAUCAGCCAUGGUUCGUUCAGGAGAUUCACAGCCUAUGAGUCAACAUAAAGGAUACUUGGAUGCUACUGAGUUACAGUCUAUUGAAAAUUCAAAUACCACUGUCGAUUCUUCAGUUACUGGCCACAUAUUGCGUUGCUUUAAUGAUUCUACCGAAAAUAGUCCGGCUGUCUCCAAAACUAAUAUUGAGAAAUCAGUGAAAAAACCAAACCAUGAAGCUUCAAAAGCUAUUGAUCCAAACUGUGACCUCCCUUGUGUACCUUCUAAGAAACCAGUUCGACCAUUUUUAAGAAAAAAGUCUGGUUUGAAUAGAUAUUACAAACCUAAAUCUUCUAAACAAGUUAAAACAACUGAUAAUAACUCCUCUGAACAGCAGGAAACCCUAUUUGUACGGUCUAGCCAAAAUAGAAACGCAGAACAAUGUCUUUCUAACUUUAUGUCCUCUCAGAGAAACACCAAGGAACCUUCUCACAGAAAUUACGUCCACUUUAAAGAACAAGAAUCUACUACUUGGAACAAAAACACUCAUUCUGAUAUCAAUGAACCUGAGCGGUUCGGUGAAUGCCACACUAAUGUGGAUGAUCAAAUUAACUUAAAUAGGAUUGAGAGAGACAAAAUUCCUAGCAACUUUAAAAAGCCUGAUCAUGCAAUUUCAAAUAUAGGUGAUAAUUUAAACCCUGAUGUGCAGCAUGUUAAUAAGGUAAAGGAGCAAUCUUCCUUUCCAUUAAAAAGUGCUAGUGAGAUUCCAGGAAGAGAUGCAGAAAAUGCCGAAUUCAACCAUGUGGUUGACAGUAAUACUGGCUGUGAUGAUUUAAACCAGAGUCAAGAAAGCCUUGCUGAGUUUGAAACGUUAGAGAAACGUGUUCAGGAAAGUUCAUUUAAUAGUGAUUCUUCUCUUGUGCAGCGUGUUGUGAAAGGAGAGCGUCUUGUAUCCAAUAAACCUGACAACGCUGGAUUACAGCAGCAACAUUCAGAUACAAGUCCUUUUAAAUCACUAUUCAACAAUAUUAAUGUCUCAAAAUUUCGAGGUUUAGCUCUUGCAAGAAGAAAGCUAUCAGAAAGUAAGGGGAACAUCAAGGAGCAAAUGGAAAGUGGUGAUGCUGCAAGAAAGCAAGUGGAAAACAAUGAAGUUCAAGAAAAGAAAAAAGAAAAUAUUAAUGCUAUAAUAUCUGAUAAUAUACGAAGAAUAGAUAAUUUGCAAAAAGAAGUAACGUCUAAGCAUGAAGAUAUUUUAGAUAAUGAAAAUUUUGAUAAUGAAAGAUGUAGCACUCCAGUUAAUGUACCCCCAGAGUUAAGUUAUCCUUUAUGUGCAAACGUAAAUGUUGAUAACAAACAUGGGGAAAAUCAACAGGAUCUAAAACUUAAAACAAAAGAAGCUACUGAUCUGUUGAGAGACUCUUUCCAACUUGUUGAAAAAGAGGAUGCUUUAUGUGAUAAACAUAAUUCUGAUAACCUUCAACAAAAUGAAAUUAAAGAAAUAAUGAAACAAAAAAUUGUUCAGUUGGAGAAUGAGAUUGCGAUCUACAAGGAAUAUAAUGCUCAAUUAGAAAAAAGGUGUAAGGAAAGAGAUGAGGUUUCAAGAAAAUUGAAUAAAGAAUAUAAUGACAUAGAAAAGUAUAAAACUGAGCAGAUGAAAAAAGUUGAUGAAGAAGUUGAAAAAGCAAGGCAACAAAUGAAGAGAGAAAGGGAAAGUUUUCAACGAUUGAAAAAAUCACAGAAAGAAAAUUUCUCUCGUAAGGAGCGUGAAGAAUUGUCAGCUUUGCGGAAAGAAAAUGAGGAGCUACAGGAAGAGCUGAGAAGACAAAAAAUAAAAUUUACUAAAGAAAACAGGAGAUUGAAUAGUCAAUUAGUUGCAGCAGAAAAUGAGAGAGAAGAGUCAAAACUGAAAGUGAUUACUUUAGAAGAACAAGUUGAUGAAUUACUCAAAUCUUUAAGAGCUAGUCGCUAUCGAUUCAAGACACCUAAAUCAAAUAAGUCUGAUCAAUAUGAAGAAUCAAGGCAAAAAGAUGAUGAUUCAUCUACAGCUGAUAGCUUUAAUAGUAAUGAGAAAAAGGAUACAACAAAAAGGAAAGCUUCUUCGCUCAAAACAUCUCACUCUAACAAAUCUGUUAAAGUUAAUUCUUCAAAGCCAAAAGUUCAUUUUGACCUGCCUCCAGAAUUGGACACUUCUAAAAAUGAUGUCGCUAGUGAGGAAUCUAAAGAUGACCGUUCAAGUAGCGAACUUGAUCAUGAUCCAAAAAAUGAUGUUAAUUUUACCAAAAGUACGAAUAAGGAUGCUGAAAGCCAUGGCUCUCCUCUCUCAGAAGUCAGCAAUUCAAAAAUCCAACCUGAUAUAGUACAAAAACUUCUCCCUUCUGGUGACACAGAAAUAAUAUAUCCUAGUGGCACAAAGAAGACUAUCAGAGUUGAUGGAACUAUUUAUAUUGUAUAUCAUAAUGGGCAGACUAAAUAUAUAUAUCCUGAUAAACAUGAAAUUCAUCAAUUUGAAAAUGGUGUAGUAGAAGAAUCUUUUCCAGAUGGCUCCAGAGUGACUAAAUUUCCAAAUGGACAAGUUCAAUACUUGAUGCCUGAUGGAAUAAAGGAAAACAACUUUCCUGAUGGAGAUAGUCAAAUAAUUUAUCCUGAUGGAACUGAAGUCAUCAAAAGUGCUGAUGGAAUGCAGAGAAUGUUGAAGCCGGAUGGAACAGAUAUACUGUAUUGGGAAAAUGGUGAAAGAGAAAUCAGAACUUCCACUUAUAAAAAAAGAGAAUUUGCUGAUGGAUCAGUGAGAAUUUUGUAUAUUAAUGGCAGACGAGAAACGAGGUAUACCAAUGGAAGAAUAAGAGUUAAGGAUAAAGAUGGUAGAAUCUUAUUUGACACAAAGUAUUUUGCAAGGCAACAAGCAUGGUAAAAUCUCUAUUAGAUACCGUGAAAGAUUUUUUGGUCUGCCGAUUACUACAGCUUCCGACAGAAACAACUUAGAUAAAUUUUUCAAAAAUCAUAGAAUUUUGAUGACAUUACUGUAUGAGCUUAUUAGUUAUAACUCUGACUUGUAAAAAAGAACUCAUCUUGCUUUUAUUUUUGUACUUAUCGCAUUUAUCUUUCCACAUAAUUUGUUUUAAAGUUAAAUUAAGUAAUUGUAUAAAGUAUCAUGUGUUUUCGGGCUAUGAACUUUGAAAACAUCAUGUUUUACUGACCGAUUAUUGAUUGCAUUUUGACCGUCUAAAUUCUUUGGUACUAAAUUUACACUUAAAAGUAUUAAUAAAUGUGUUUGUAUGAUAUCUUACCUAAGUUUGACUGUUGUACCUAACUGAAAUAUUUUACAGGAUGUUGCUUAAUGACUUCAUAAUACAUAUUGGGAGUACAAAUUAGUUCGCUCUGUUUUUUUUGUGGUCAAAAAUGCAUUUAUUUCAGAACAAAAUGAAUGAACAGAUUAAUCAAAGUAUUGUCUAUCGCUGGCUGCUACUUUUCCCCACCUCUCAGGCAAUUUUCGAAUUCCAUCUCGAUAAAAUGUCUCAUCUUUUGAGGCGAUCCAAGUUAGGAGCCAAUUUUCGAUUUCUGCGAAAGAAGUGAACUGGUGACCUGCAAAAUCAUGCUGCAUCCGUCGGAACAACCAGUAAUCAGAAGGAGCAAUGUCCAGAGAAUACAGCGGGUGCGAUAAAAUAUCCCACUUGAGCGUUUCCAAAUAGUUUUUUACGACUUUUGAGACAUCAGGCUGACCGUUAUUAUGCAGAAGAAUAAGUCUUUGCUCGUAUUCCGCCCUUUUUUCUCGUAAUACAUGGCUCAAAUGAAUCAAUUGUAGCCUAUACCAAUCGCCCGUAAUGGAAUCACCAGUUUGUAGCAGCUCAUAUUAUACAAAACUCACCAUUUAUCAUUUACCAUUCUUUAUUAACCAUUCUUGAAACGUCGAAACCAUUCUCAAAACGAUAUAAACUGAAUAUUAUUGAGAGAUGUUUAACCUCUUUGAAACCAGCUGUCACUAUAUAACAUACAAAACAGCAGAGCCAUUUUUUAAAAACGAACCGAACUAAUUU
Molecule: messenger RNA, 4306 nt
Organism: Parasteatoda tepidariorum (common house spider)
Lineage: Eukaryota; Metazoa; Arthropoda; Arachnida; Araneae; Theridiidae
Biological process (GO): cilium assembly; centriole elongation
Cellular component (GO): centriole; centrosome
Molecular function (GO): tubulin binding
Source: RefSeq, a predicted model, not a curated record